CACGGCUCCCUUACCUUCCGACUGACACAGGUGCUGUCCGGACAUGGCUGUUUCGGACGGUACCUGUGUCGGAUCGGAAGGGAAGAGACGAUGCGCUGCCACGGGUGCGGCGCCGAUGAGGAUACGGCGCAGCACACACUUGAAGUGUGCUGCGCCUGGACAGAAGAGCGCCGCACCCUGGUGGCGGCGAUAGGCGGCGACCUCUCACUUCCCGGCGUUGUACGCGCCAUGUUGGGAAGUGAGAGGUCUUGGAACGCGGUCUCCUCCUUCUGCGAAACAGUCAUGUCGCAGAAGGAGGAGAAGGAGCGGGAACGCGAAGGGGAUCCCCUAGCGCCCCCGCUCCGGCAGAGAAGAGUGGGGAGAAGGAGGCGGCAAUUUGCCGCUGCUGCCCUUCUCCCCACGCCUUAGAUUUGAGGGCCCGUAGAGGCCAAACGCAGGCGGGGUCACGGAAGUAAGCUAACGCGUUUCCCGUGGCCCCGCCGUAACG
Messenger RNA from Papilio machaon (common yellow swallowtail), 487 nucleotides. RefSeq lists its product as uncharacterized. The annotation marks the transcript as partial. Lineage: Eukaryota; Metazoa; Arthropoda; Insecta; Lepidoptera; Papilionidae. The record is from RefSeq and is a predicted model, not a curated record. The transcript has a single exon.